UCUGCCCGGGAAGGGGAGGAGGCUGGCAGCGCUCCCAGCCCGGCCGGCAUCCCUCCCCGCCGGCAGCGAUGCUCAGUCCUGGCUCAGCCUGGCAGCAGCGCGGGCAGAGAGGACACACGAGGUGAGUACGAGCCCCACUUCCCACGCCCUGUCGCCCGCUCCUCUCCCUGUCCUUGCAGCCCCCCUAAGGUGGGUCCCCCCAAGGCGUGCCCCAUCUGUGGGUCUCCUCCUGGGAUAAACCCAGAUCUUGCCCCAAACCUCCCAAAUUCAACCUACUUCUCUUAAGUCAGGAAUGCAGCCAGAUCCGAUGUCAUCCCCGUGGGCUCGUGGGCUCGUGGCUGCUCAGCCUCUUCUUCCUCCUCUUCCUCCUCCUUGCAGCUGGGGUCUCAUCCUGGGAGGUGCCCCCCGAGUUGAGGGUGACCCAUUUGGGAUCAGCUGCCUCUGCACAAGUAGAGCUUCAGCCUGCGGAGGACAUGGAUGAGAACAACCGCACUUUGGAGUCUUGGCACCAAAGCCUGCAGGCAGUGCUGAACGCCCUGAACCAGACGCUGCACGGGGCCAUCCCCUGCUCCGGCGAGGCCUCGGCCGGCGUGGCAGGAGCCACACGUGGUGGCCAUGCUGGCCGCAACGCCAACGCCUACAUGUACAUCCUGUUCGUCAUGACGCUCUUCGCUGCCACCGUGGGCAGCCUCAUCCUGGGCUACACCCGCUCCCGCAAGGUGGACAAGCGCAGCGACCCCUACCACAUCUACAUCAAGAACAGGGUCUCCAUGAUCUGAGCCUGGCCCAUACCUUGUCCCCAGGGUGGCUUGGAGUCACCUUGCUGUGCACAUCCUGCUCGCUGCGGGAUGUGGCAGUGCUGCUGGCUCCAGAGCUGCUGGGAACCCCGUAGAGCUGCUGAGAACCCCCCGAAGCUGCUGAGAACCCCCAGAGCUGCUGGAACCCCCACCAUGGAGGAGCUCAGUCCUGGUGUGAGCAGUGCCGGGAUGUCCUGGAAGAAUGUGACCUGUAAGCAGGUCCUGGUCCUGCGGACCCACCUCGGUUCCACCAUGGGCGUGGGGCUGGCAGGGGCAGCCAGUGGCCUGCGGGGGCUGGCAGGAGGCGUCAAGGAGAAUAUUUCCCCAUUUCCCUACUCAGAUCAGCUGGUGUUGACCUCCCUGGGCUCCUAGCAGCCAUGACAGUGGUUAGGGGGUUUUUCUGGUGCUGAAACCCUGUAAUGUUUGAGCUGGGCUGGGCCCUGCUUUUCUGGCAGGGAAUUAAAGGAGGUGGUGGGUUCA
Molecule: messenger RNA, 1277 nt
Organism: Taeniopygia guttata (zebra finch)
Lineage: Eukaryota; Metazoa; Chordata; Aves; Passeriformes; Estrildidae
Gene: KCNE3
Product: potassium voltage-gated channel subfamily E regulatory subunit 3
Biological process (GO): negative regulation of delayed rectifier potassium channel activity; regulation of heart rate by cardiac conduction; potassium ion export across plasma membrane
Cellular component (GO): voltage-gated potassium channel complex; membrane
Molecular function (GO): transmembrane transporter binding; voltage-gated potassium channel activity involved in ventricular cardiac muscle cell action potential repolarization; delayed rectifier potassium channel activity
Source: RefSeq, a predicted model, not a curated record